Messenger RNA from Fraxinus pennsylvanica, 348 nucleotides. The record is from the annotation of a GenBank genome assembly. NCBI's taxonomy places the organism in Eukaryota, Viridiplantae, Streptophyta, Magnoliopsida, Lamiales, Oleaceae.
AUGGCAUUUUGUCUAAUGACGUGGUGUAUUAGAAAGAGAGGUCCUUUGUAUGUCUCAGUCUUUAGCCCUUUACUGCUUAUUAUUGUGGCCAUUCUCAGUUGGAUUUUAUUCGAAGAAAGUUUAUACAUUGGAACUUUUGUAGGAUCAGUAUUGAUUGUUGUUGGACUUUAUGGUGUACUAUGGGGGAAGAAUAGAGAAAUUGAGGUCAUUGUUCAUAAUAUUGAGGAUCAAGAUGAAGAAGGAACUACAGCAAAUGGAUUUGAAAUUACAAGAAGAAAUGGAGAAAUUACAGCACCAAAUGGCAUGGAAGUUACAGAAUCAAAUGGCAUGGAAAUUACAGUUAUUUGA